Molecule: messenger RNA, 1533 nt
Organism: Fusarium verticillioides 7600
Lineage: Eukaryota; Fungi; Ascomycota; Sordariomycetes; Hypocreales; Nectriaceae
Exons: 2
Coding region: 126-1064 (312 amino acids)
Biological process (GO): tetrahydrofolate interconversion
Cellular component (GO): cytosol
Molecular function (GO): methenyltetrahydrofolate cyclohydrolase activity; methylenetetrahydrofolate dehydrogenase (NADP+) activity
Source: RefSeq, a predicted model, not a curated record
CCUCGAGAUAUCCUGUCCCUCUAUAUCGCAUCUCACAUUACAAUAAUGACAUAGAAGAACAACAGCUUUCCUAGCGCCUCCGACUUAUUUCAAUAGCUUAGCAAACAGACAGACAAAGCGCUACAAUGGACGCCUCUGAGCUGCUGACUCUACCGUUGGCGUACCAGAACGGCUCGGCUCGCCUUCUCACGGGAGACCUGGUCGUACACGACAUUGAGCGAUGGUGUCAUCAAAAAGCCGACAAAGGAGGCGUCAAGCCAGUCAUGGCUGUUUUGUUCUUCAACACGGGCCCUGAUGCUGUCGACUAUGUCAAGAUCAAGGCUCACGUUGCUGCACGGGCUGGCGUGGACUACUGGGUGUAUGAGAUGCCCGCCGACGCGUCAACAAUAGAGGUCAUGAACGAAGUCAAAGAGCUGAACAUGGACCCUCAAAUCCACGGCAUUCUUAUACAGCGCCCGUUGCCUAAGCAGUUGAAUGAAGCAAAGAUCAUGGGAUACGUCGAUCCUUUCAAGAAUAUUGAAGAAUACGAUAAAGGCGAGGCCGACAACAUUGCUGUAGACGCCUUGGUCCGAUUGCUGGCUAGGUAUGGGCUACUAGAGUCAGCACAACAGGCUCAAAUCCAGAUAGUCGGUUUCGGCAACAUCAUUACGAAAGAGUUUAUCAACAAGAUGAAGCGCGAAUUCCCCUACGUGAGCGCGUCCAAAGACUUCGAUCCAUCUCAUGAUGCCAUUCAAGAGAAUGAUGAAGCUCUUGGGGAGAAAGUUCAGGCACCACCACGCGCUUCUAUGAUUAUCUCGGAACUUCAUCGAGGACCCGGGUUCAUAAGAGCAUCUAUGGUCAAGCCGGAAGUGAGCGUCUUAGUCGAUCUUGGCUUCUAUGUCACAGAAAAAGGCGUCAUCGGCGAUGUUAGCCACUCUCUUUUUGAUCGGAGUGAUCUAGCAAUUGCUCCGACACCGGGAGGAGUCCUUCCCAUUCUGUUAUGGAUCAUGAUGGAGCGGACAAUCAAGGCCAAGCGGAUCAUUGCGAAAGAAAACAUGCGAGGGUGCUGCUGCUUAACUAUGUGAGACUAGCAGUUUUAGUUUCACCAACUCUUGUGCAUUCUCACUGCUGGGUUUAGACGCUGCUAAUGGAAAUGCAGGAGAUGCCGCAUUCUGCCGUGACAAUACUGGCCGCUGUGAAAAGGAUAUCAGUCAGCGACAGCGAGUUCUUUUAGCACCACUAUGGGCUGGGCAACAUCAAGCUCAUGCUAAGAGACACCGAUGUCAUGCUCUCAUGCAAUGGAGUGGCCAGGACUGGUUGCCGAAAUCCGUGUUCUGUUUAUGGAAAUAAACCGAUUUUACACAAGGCUGAUCAAAACCUAUAAAUAUUACAUCAGACCUGUUAUAGAGGAUACUGAGGAUUUUUAGUCGGUCAUGCUUAUGUAGUCUUUAGAUUAAUGUAUUACUAAUACGGGCCUGCUCAUUACGUACGCUACACGCAUAACUGUGAUGAUCACGUUCAGGGAUUCCCCAGCGCGAGGGAUUUGUUGGUCAC